Molecule: messenger RNA, 968 nt
Organism: Pneumocystis carinii B80
Lineage: Eukaryota; Fungi; Ascomycota; Pneumocystomycetes; Pneumocystales; Pneumocystaceae
Exons: 5
Coding region: 55-933 (292 amino acids)
Cellular component (GO): cytoplasm; eukaryotic translation initiation factor 3 complex
Molecular function (GO): RNA binding; translation initiation factor activity
Source: RefSeq, a predicted model, not a curated record
AAAAAAUUGAAAAAAGGCUAUAAGUCUAGAAAUAAUUUGUUUUAAGAAAAUAUAAUGUCAUUAAACGAUUUGUCAGUAACUCAAACAAAGCUAUUAGAUUGGGCAGAUGAUGAAUAUUCUGAGUCUUCCUUAAUGCCUAAUGUCUUUGAAGGCCCGGAAGAUAUCAGAACAGUUGUUGAAUAUUAUGUUGAGAAUGGAAAAAAGUUUAAAAUAACUAAAAAGAUCAAAAAAAUGGUUGUAAAGGAGAAGGAUAAUCCAGCAAUUGAAGAACGUAAAAACUGGAAGAAAUUUGGUGUUGAAAAGGGUCGUGGACCAGGACCGGAUCCGAGUACUACAAGUAUUGGGGAAAAUAUAGUUCUUAAGUUUCAAUUAGGAUGGUCAAAGAAUGUAUAUAAGGGUUUUGAGGAGGAUCAAUCAGUUAAUAAAACGACGAAAGAUACGUUUAAGGAUAAAAAGGUAGCAUGCCGUCUUUGUAAGGGAGAUCAUUUUACGGCAAGAUGUCCUUAUAAAGAUACUCUUCAGCCUUUUGAUGAAGUGAAUAAUGCAGCGAAUUUAAAUAUUUCGAAUAAAUCAGUGAUGCCUUCUGAGUCUAGUGCAGAAACAACAGGACGAUAUAUUGUUCCUCAUUUAAGAGUUGGAAGAUCUGCAGGCGGAGAUUCUAUGUUUAGACGGGAUAAAGAUGAAUAUUUUACGGUGAGAGUUACAAAUGUAUCAGAAGAUGCACGUGAAGAAGAUAUUCGUGAACUAUUUGAAAGAUUUGGGAGAAUUUCCCGACUUUAUUUGGCUAAAGAUAAAGAAACAGGAAGAGGAAAGGGUUUUGCAUUUAUUAGUUAUUAUGAUAGGAUGGAUGCGGCAAAAGCUAUUGAAAAAAUGGAUAAAUAUGGAUAUGAUAAUUUGAUCAUAAGGUGUGAAUUUUCAAAAUCUAGGGAUUGAGUUUUUUAUACAUAUAGCAUAAUUCGGUUUUUCAG